AGAUUAAAUGGUGACUGAAGAGGGCACCGCUGAUAUUGAAGCCGAAGCUCCGAGUCCUAAGCCGCCGGCUCAGCAGCCUCUUCCUGAAGAGGCUUCUUCAUCUUUGUUAAUUCGGAGGAAAAAGAAAGGCAGGAGGGGAAGCAGUGCUGGCAGAGUGGUUUGGGAUCAAUCAAUCCUGUGCGUGUAUUGUGGGGUUCAAGAGGGCUUGCAAUGCCGCUGUUGUUUGCGACGGCCUGUGACGACGGGCGAAAAUCACAGACGAGAAGGCAACCUGGGCGUCCUAGACGAAAGAGGAUCGAGUCGUAAGCGUCCGAGGUCCGCGAGGUUCAAGUUGAUGUGA
Dioscorea cayenensis subsp. rotundata (Guinea yam) is the source of this 340-nucleotide messenger RNA. RefSeq lists its product as uncharacterized. Bases 8 to 340 code for a protein of 110 amino acids. The record is from RefSeq and is a predicted model, not a curated record. The transcript is spliced from 5 exons. NCBI's taxonomy places the organism in Eukaryota, Viridiplantae, Streptophyta, Magnoliopsida, Dioscoreales, Dioscoreaceae.